Colossoma macropomum (tambaqui) is the source of this 2695-nucleotide messenger RNA. Its product is annotated as GRAM domain-containing protein 2B-like. NCBI's taxonomy places the organism in Eukaryota, Metazoa, Chordata, Actinopteri, Characiformes, Serrasalmidae. The transcript has 13 exons. The record is from RefSeq and is a predicted model, not a curated record. Bases 148 to 1242 code for a protein of 364 amino acids.
AUAGCUGCUGCGGGGGAGGGGCUAACCCACGCCGCCUGGUUUUGUUUUGUAUGAAAACAGAGGCAUGACGGGGAGAAAGUCACAGGACAGUAAGAGCCUGAGCUGAGCUUUACAUCUGUUUAAUGAAGAUUUCAUUUGUGUGGAACCAUGAGCAGAGAUAAACACUUUAACAGGCGGUUUUCACUGGACAGUCUGGGUUAUUCCCCAGACAGUGGAGGACUCCUAGGGAAGGCCAAAGGCUGUAAAAUGAGGAGGAGCACUGAUGGGACGAAGGGCCGUGGUCUGGAUGAAGCACAUCUAGAGCUCCUCGAUAUCAGCAGGGGCCUCCACAGAAGCAGCUCUACACAGACUACCACCAUAGAAGAGGAGGGGAUUGAUCGCAUUGAUGGACUGUUAAGUCAUAAUAGCUUCAAGAACCACAAUAAAACAUUCCAGAAACAUUUCCCAGAGAUUUCCGAGGCGGAGGAAUUGACACGUGCAUUCACCUGUGCCAUUCAAAAGGAGGUGCUUUACCAUGGAAGGAUGUAUGUGUCAGAACAGCAUGUAUGUUUCCACUCUUCAGUUCUGCUGAAGGAGACCAAGGUUGUGAUUCAUGCUUCCGCAGUACAGUCUGUAAAGAAAAAGAACACAGCACGGGUUGUACCCAACGCAAUCAAAAUUCUCACCAACAGUGGAGAGAAGUACCUGUUUGUGUCUUUGCGGAACCGAGAUGCAUGUUUCAAACUCUUGCAGUUGAUGUGUCCACAACUACAGACUGUAAGUGCCAACGGCAGCCAUCUAACGUCUUCUCCAGAAAACAGCCAUGAACUGGAAGUUGACACAAUUUCCAGCCACUCCAGUCAGGAGGACGCUACAGACCAACGCAGGGUCUCUAUCCCAGAGCACGACAAAAGUCUGGGCGGCACCCUGUCCUCCCUCUCAGUCGCCGACAUCCCAAACGGUCAAGCAACAAGUAGCUCCACGCCACGCAGCAGCACCAGCAGAGACGGGCACUCUACAGAGGAGGAGGAAACAGCAGCUGUCUCCUGGGUCACCAUGGUAACAGAGAAGAUCAAAUCGCUCCUCUCCAUGAGUGGGACAACUAACAUCAGCAAACUCCUCAUCAUCUACCUCGUACUAGUGGCGCUCCUGCUCCUGACGUCCGGUUACAUCGGUCUGCGCAUCAUAGCUCUGGAGGAGCAACUGAACACACUGGGAGCAAUGUCGGAGUUUAGUCUACAGAGAGAGUACAAGGAAACAUAACCCUGUGUCUGCACGAAGAGGCUGAAAGACACUGGAAGACAAAAUAAAAGCAAGAAACAUCCACAUUUUCAAAUGCAGCUCAACAAGAUGUCUUCAUAGACAGCAUGAGCUGAUCCAGAAACACAGCAGGCUGUAUUCACCGCAGGUCUACUCAGGCUCCAGCUGUGUCCCGAAUAGCUCACUGCAUCUUUUUGGGAAAGCUCUGCCAAGAAGUUACUGUGACAAACCAAAAGGAGAAUUAAUACAAUGUGAAGUUAUUUAAGAUCUUCCGAGGCCCUCUAUUUCAGUAACGGUUUUAACAUGUCUUCAUCAGCAUUUACCUCCCGCUUUCCCUGUGCCACAUUAUGCCCAGCGCCACACCCAUCUCUGUUAUAAGAGCUGAUCCAUUACUGUGUUAGUCUGUUAGAUGAUCCCCAAGAGAACCCCUUUGAGAAAGAGAAGCCUCAGUUCUCUUUUCAGUCCCCAUAAAAUGAUGAUUACCUUUCUCUUCUAGCUUGCUAAGCUAAGAGCCACACAGCCUAGCAACAACAGAACAAGAAGACGACCGUUAAUAGGUUCCUACUGAAACCUACACCUUGUUGUCCUUAUGCCAUUCAUGUAAUGUGUGUGUUACAUUUCUGAUUGGUGAGGUGAAGUCAAAGAGGGCACAUUAAAACCAGUAUUGAAACUGAGGGCUAGUUGCUUAGGACUCUGUAAGCUCCGGGCUCCAGACUUAACUUUAGAACUGUCCUAGAAGGGUCUCAAAAAAAUACUAUAUUUGUCCCAAAGUGAAAAUUUACAUUUUGCUGUAGAAUUUCUGUAGAACCAUUCUACAAAUUUCCAGAAAAUGACAAAUAUCAGACAGCAAUACACAAAACACAUGCAUAUCACAUGCAUGCAUACACACUCACACAAUGCAUACACACACAUCUGUGGUCCAUAAAUACAUUCAUACAGUACGUAUGACAGUGUGUGUAUCAGAAGUUCUGUAACUAAAUAUGGAAUAUUUUAAGCAUCACUUUAUUCCUUGUAAUGAACUGCAUUCCCGAAAUGCAAAAGAAAUCUGUGAAUUGAAGUGUUUAGGUUUUCUUGCAACAAUGUUUAAGGGGGCAUGGAUGGCUGGAACAUUCAUGAUUUUAUGACUGAUUUAGACAUUGUGUUCAUUGUCAUUACAUUAAAUUAAUUGUCCCUGAAGUGUUCUAAAAUGGUUUAAACAUCGUCCCAUGCGCAGUUCUUACUGUCCCCUGGGUGAUGGGAUGGUGUUAACCUGGAGCCCUAGUUAGCUAACCAACAAGAAAAUACUGUAGCUGCACUGCUGAUCUAGCAUCUGUUUUUGGCCUUUUUACAACAUAAUAAUACAUUAUGAACAUUAUCAUCCUAGAUCAACUUUCUCUCUUUACAAGCUGUACCUUUUUCCUUUCAUGUCUGUUAUGUCUUUAAUGGUUUGUUUGCUGUGCUGUACAUAUAAACACAA